AGCGGGCAGGGCGGCUUCCGGGUUUGGCGGGGCCUUUGUCUCUUGCUGUGGCCUGAGCUCCGGGACUCGUCUUCACCGCUCGGUGUCCUCUCCUCCUAGAGGUCCAGGCUCUGUGGCCCUGUGACCUGCAGGUAUUGGGAGAGCUACAGAGGCCAGGAACCCUUGGAAGCCUAGAAAUGGAGAACAUGAAGUCUGGAGUGUAUCCUCUCAAGGAAGCAAAUGGAUGCCCUGGGGCUGAGAGGAAUCUUCUGGUGUACUCUUUUUAUGAAAAGGGGCCAUUGACAUUUAGGGAUGUGGCCAUAGAAUUCUCUCUGGAGGAGUGGCAAUGCCUGGACACUGCUCAGCAGGAUUUGUAUAGGAAAGUGAUGUUAGAGAACUACAGAAACCUGGUCUUCUUGGCAGGUAUUGCUGUUUCCAACCCAGACCUGAUCACCUGUCUAGAGCAAGGAAAAGAGCCCUGGAAUAUGAAGAGACAUGCAAUGGCAGAUGAACCCCCAGUUAUAUAUUCUCAUUUUGCCCAAGACCUUUGGCCAGAGCAGGGCAUAAAAGAUUCUUUCCAAGAAGUCAUAUUGAGAAGAUAUGGAAAAUGUGUACAUGAAGAUUUACAGUUAAGAACAGACUGUAAAAGUGUGGAUGAGUGUAAUCUGCACAAAGAAUGUUAUAAUGAACUAAACCAGUGUUUGACAACUACCCAGAGUGAAAUAUUUCAAUGUGAUAAAUAUGUGAAUGUCUUUUAUAAAUUUUCAAAUUCAAAUAUACAUAAGACAAGACAUACAGGAAAGAAGCCUUUCAAAUGUAAAAAAUGUGACAAAUCGUUUUGCAUGCUUUUACACCUAACUCAACAUAAAAGAAUUCAUAUUAGGGAAAAUUCUUACCAAUGUGAAGAAUGUGGUAAAGUCUUUAACUGGUUCUCAACCCUUACUAGACACAGAAGAAUUCAUACUGGAGAGAAACCCUAUAAAUGUGAAGAAUGUGGCAAAGCUUUUAAGCAGUCCUCAACCCUUACUACACAUAAGAUAAUUCAUACUGGAGAGAAACCCUACAGAUGUGAAGAAUGUGGCAAAACCUUUAACCGGUCUUCACACCUUACUACACAUAAAAGAAUUCAUACUGGAGAGAAACCCUACAGAUGUGAAGAAUGUGGCAGAGCUUUUAACCGGUCCUCACACCUUACUACACAUAAGAUUAUUCAUACUGGAGAGAAACCCUACAAAUGUGAAGAAUGUGGCAAAGCUUUUAACCAAUCCUCAACCCUUGCUACACAUAAGAUAAUUCAUGCUGGAGAGAAACCUUACAAAUGUGAAGAAUGUGGCAAAGCUUUUUACCGAUUCUCAUACCUUACUAAACAUAAGAUAAUUCAUACCGGAGAGAAGUUCUACAAAUGUGAAGAAUGUGGCAAAGGCUUUAAUUGGUCCUCAACCCUUACUAAACAUAAAAGAAUUCAUACCGGAGAGAAACCCUACAAAUGUGAACAAUGUGGCAAAGCUUUUAAUGAGUCCUCAAACCUUACUGCACAUAAGAUAAUUCAUACUGGAGAGAAACCCUACAAAUGUGAAGAAUGUGGCAAAGCCUUUAACCGGUCCCCAAAACUUACUGCACAUAAGGUAAUUCAUUCUGGAGAGAAACCCUACAAAUGUGAAAAAUGUGGCAAAGCUUUUAACCAAUUCUCAAACCUUACUAAACAUAAGAUAACUCAUAUUGGAGAUACAUCUUACACAUAUCUAGAAUGUGAUAAAGCCUUUAGCCAGUCUUCAACUCUUGCUAAACAUAAGGUAAUUCAUACUGGAGAGAAACCCUACAACUGUGAAGAAUACAGCAAAGCUUUCAACCAGUCCUCAAACCUUAUUGAACAAAGUAAUUCAUACUGGAGAGAAACGCUACAAAUGUGAAGAUGUGGCAAAGCCUUUAACCAGUCCUGAAUUCUUACUAAACAUAAGAAAAUUCAUACUGAAGAGGAACCUUAUGAAUGUGAAGAAUAUGGCAAAGCCUUCAACAAGUCCUCAAUUCUUACCAGACAUAAAAUAAUUCAUGGGCUGGUUGUGGUGGCUCACGCCUGUAAUCCCAGCACUUUGGGAGGCUGAGAUGGGUGAAUCACAUGAGGUCGAGUGUUCGAGACCAGCCUGACCAACAUGGUGAAAUCCCGUCUCUACUAAAAAUACAAAAUUAGCCAGGUGUGGUGGUGCAUGCCUGUAAUCCCAGCUACUCGGGAGGCUGAGGCAGAAGAAUUGCUUGAACCCGGGAGGCAGAGGUUGCAGUGAGCCGAGAUCGUGCCAUUGCACUCCAGCCUGGGCAACAAGAGUAAAGAGUGACACUCCGUCUCAGGAAAAAGAAAAAAGAUAAUUCAUACUGAAAAGAAACUCUACAGACUUGAAAGAUGUGACAGUGCUUUUGACAACAACUAAAACUUUUUUAAACAUAAAAAAUCAUACUGGUGAGAAAUCCUAGAAAUGUAAAGAAUGUGACAAAGCCUUUAAGUGGUUGUCACACUUGAUUAUAGGUAAGAUAGUUCAUGCUGAAGAAAACUACAAGUGUGAACAAUGGCAAAACUUUUAAUGAAUGUUCACACCUUAUUGCACAGGGGAGCAUUUAUACUUGAGAAAAAUUGUACAAAUAUAAAGACCAUGAAAAAGCCAUUAAUAUCUAUUCACAUCUUACCAUUGGAGAGUUCAUACUUAAUAAAAGGAAUAUAAGUGCAAUUAACCAUCAAAAGAUCUUUCAGGAAAUAUAAACCUUUAAAGUGAAGAAGGUAUUUAUUUUGAAGACGAACAUUACAAAUGUGAAGAGGGUUGUAGUACCUUUAUUUGUAUCACAGAUUUUAUUGUACACAUUUUGUACUAGAAGAAAACUCUGAAGUAGUUGCUCAAACUUUGUUCAACAUCAGGGAAUUUAUAUUGAAGAAAAACCUUGCAAAUUUAAUAAAUUUUAAACACUUUUUCAAAAAGUACAGCUUAGAAGACACCAGAGUUCAUACUAAAAUAUAUUUUUGCAGAUGAGUAAAAAUGAAAAUAUUUAACCAAAAUUAAAUCUGUAUAAAUAUCAGAGAAUUUACAGUAGAAAUAUAUAAGGCACUGACACUUCCGAUAUACUAAAUCAGAGUGCUGAGUAUAGAAUAUAAAACUAAAGUUGGGGCCAGAUGCAAUGGCUCACAUCUGUAAUCCAGCACUUUGGGAGGCCGAGGUGGGUGAAUUAUCUGGGGUCAGGAGUUUGAGACCAGCCUGACCAACAUGGAGAAACCGCGGCUCUCCUAAAAAUACUAAAUUAGCCACGUGUGGUGGUGUAUGCCUGUAAUUCCAGCUACUCGGGAGGCUGAGGCAGGAGAAUUACUUGAACCUGGGAGGCGGAGGUUGUGGUGAGCCGAGAUUGUGCCAUUGCACUCCAGCCUGGGCAACAAGAGUGUAACUCCAUCUCAAAAAAAAAAAAAAAAAGAAAAAAAAAGCAACAACUAAAGUUGGUAGAAAAAUUAUUUGUAUAUAACUUUAAAAGGAGUAGAAGGGUUUCUUGCAGAGUUAUUAUGUUCAAAGUAUACUUUAUUUCUUGAAGAAAUUACAGAUUUUUUGUAAAUAAUGAUGUAAUUCAACUCUCAAAAUAUUUCCUACUGUUUAUUUCGGUUGUAUUCACAUGUGAAAGCAUGUGAUCAGUUAUUGCUGCAUUAAAAACAUGAGAGUCUUUUUUAUUAAGUGGCCAUUAUUUAUGAUUUUCUCUAUGAAAGAGUAAGGACAUUAAAAUGUAAGAUGCAUGAUGAAAAAUUAAGUGAAGAGGCUCUUUGUGGUUAACUUAUAUUGAAUGAUGCAUUAGGUAGGUGUUCAUAGUAGUAUGAUUUUGCAUUAUGAGAAGAAAACAUUUUUAAUUUUACUUAAAAUUAAAUGAAAAUAAAUUAGUAUAUUAUUGUACUAAUUGUACUUUUGUAUAAUAAAAUCCAGUAUAUUU
This is a messenger RNA of Rhinopithecus roxellana (golden snub-nosed monkey), 3927 nucleotides long. It is a transcript of the gene ZNF430, whose product is annotated as zinc finger protein 430. Bases 177 to 1889 code for a protein of 570 amino acids. The transcript is spliced from 5 exons. Lineage: Eukaryota; Metazoa; Chordata; Mammalia; Primates; Cercopithecidae. Gene Ontology annotation, molecular function: RNA polymerase II cis-regulatory region sequence-specific DNA binding; DNA-binding transcription factor activity. Gene Ontology annotation, biological process: regulation of transcription by RNA polymerase II. The record is from RefSeq and is a predicted model, not a curated record.